Messenger RNA from Penicillium mononematosum, 972 nucleotides. RefSeq lists its product as uncharacterized. Gene Ontology annotation, molecular function: aldose reductase (NADPH) activity. Gene Ontology annotation, cellular component: cytosol. NCBI's taxonomy places the organism in Eukaryota, Fungi, Ascomycota, Eurotiomycetes, Eurotiales, Aspergillaceae. The coding region runs from base 1 to 972 and encodes 323 amino acids. The record is from RefSeq and is a predicted model, not a curated record. The transcript has 2 exons.
AUGACCAUCGAGACACACUUUACACUGAACACCGGCGCCAAGAUCCCAGCUGUUGGUUUUGGCACCUGGCAAGCCAAACCUCUUGAGGUUGAGAACGCGGUGGAAGUUGCACUCAAGCAGGGAUACCGUCACAUCGAUUGCGCCGCCAUCUACCGCAAUGAGACCGAGGUUGGGGCUGGUAUCAAGAAGUCCGGUGUGCCUCGCGAGGAGAUCUUCAUUACUGGCAAGCUGUGGAACACAAAGCACGCCCCUGAGGAUGUCCUGCCGGCUUUGAACAAGACUCUAAAUGAUCUUGAUGUUGAUUACCUUGACUUAUACCUGAUGCACUGGCCUUGUGCAUUUCGAGGCGGCGACAAGUGGUUCCCCCUGGACGAGAACGGUGUUUUCGAACUAGCAGACGUCGACUACAUUACCACCUACAAGGCGAUGGAGAAGCUUCUGGCCACGGGAAAAGUAAAAGCGAUCGGUGUCUCCAACUUCAACAUUCGCCGCCUGGAAGAGCUCUUGAGUAAGGUCGACGUUGUGCCCGCUGCCAACCAGAUCGAAGCCCAUCCAUACCUGCAGCAGCCCGAGCUGGUCAAUUUCUGCAACAGCAAGGGUAUUAUCGUCGAAGCCUACUCUCCUCUCGGCAAUAACCAGACUGGAGAGCCUCGUACUGUGGAUGACGCUGUUGUCGCAGAGGUCGCGAAGGAGGUUAACAUGGACCCUGGACCUCUUCUUGCCAGCUGGGGUGUGCAGCGUGGCACUGUUGUACUGUCGAAGAGUGUGACACCGUCUCGCAUCGCGGCCAACCUCCAGGUGAAAACUCUGCCGGAUGGCGCGUAUGCCAAAUUGACCGGUCUUGAGCGCCACAAGCGCUUCAAUUUCCCUGCGAAUUGGGGCUAUGAUAUUUUUGAGGAGGUGGGACAGGAGGCAGUGCGCAAGGCUGCCAUCGCAGCGGGUCCAGCCAACAAGAUCAAGUUCACCGUUUAG